Molecule: messenger RNA, 372 nt
Organism: Candidozyma haemuli
Lineage: Eukaryota; Fungi; Ascomycota; Pichiomycetes; Serinales; Metschnikowiaceae
Exons: 3
Coding region: 1-372 (123 amino acids)
Biological process (GO): retrograde transport, endosome to Golgi; endoplasmic reticulum to Golgi vesicle-mediated transport
Cellular component (GO): Golgi cis cisterna; Golgi membrane; COPII-coated ER to Golgi transport vesicle
Source: RefSeq, a predicted model, not a curated record
AUGCUUUUCGAUUCCAACAUGUGGCUCACUGAGCGCCAGAAGUACGGCGUGGUGCUGACGGCGGCAGGCGUGGUGUUUUUCCUUCUUGGGAUUUUGGCCUUCUUUGAUUCCAGUCUUUUGGCCAUUGGCAACUUGUUGUUUGUCAUUGGCGUCAUUUUGAUCAUUGGGCCUACGAGAACCAUCUACUUCUUUGCUCGUCCUACAAAGAUCAGACCGACGAUAUUCUUUUUCGGUGGAAUCACGUUGAUCUUGUUUAAACGCUCCUUUAUUGGGUUUAUCGUGGAAGGCGUGGGCAUUCUUUCGUUGUUUGGCGACUUUAUAGGCACCAUUGUCCAGUUUCUACGGAACGUGCCUCGUUGGAACCGUACGUGA